Molecule: messenger RNA, 4243 nt
Organism: Myripristis murdjan (pinecone soldierfish)
Lineage: Eukaryota; Metazoa; Chordata; Actinopteri; Holocentriformes; Holocentridae
Gene: mst1rb
Product: macrophage stimulating 1 receptor b
Exons: 21
Coding region: 119-4243 (1374 amino acids)
Biological process (GO): phagocytosis; multicellular organism development; nervous system development
Cellular component (GO): plasma membrane; signaling receptor complex
Molecular function (GO): protein binding; ATP binding; transmembrane receptor protein tyrosine kinase activity
Source: RefSeq, a predicted model, not a curated record
UGCCUUUGACCUGUACAGGUAUCAUCGGCUGGUCUUAAGGAUGCUAUUGUUCCAGAUUCAGACCUGGACGUAACCUAACGUUGUCUGUGCUGUUGCCCCCUUGCGCCUCAGAGCGGAGAUGGUCCACUGGACCACACAGUGGUGGACAUGUGUCUGGCUCCAGACUUUGCUGGCCUUUGCCUCGACCACCUGUCCCCCAACGGCCUCCAAUCCUGUGAACUUCUCAGUGGUUUACACCAUGCCCUUCUUCCAGGCCCGCGGCCCCAUCCAGAACAUUGUGAACAACUCACUGUACCAGGAGGUGUAUGUGGCCUCUCAGAAUGUGAUCGAAGCCGUCAACAGGAGCUUGGAGAAGGUGUGGGAGCUCCGCACCGGACCGGUGGGGAGUCCGGAGUGUAAGAUAUGCGACUUGUGUGCCAUCGACAAGGAUCCCAACUUCUUAGAGAACACAGACAAUGAGGUCUUAUUGUUGGAUACUCUCUUUAUGUAUUUAUACUCUUGUGGAAGUUCUCAAUAUGGUGUGUGCUACUUCCAUCAACUUAACGGAAAUGGAGAACCGCCUUCUCUUUCUAAAUGUUUAUUCAGAAAGGAGUCAAACUCAGCUGCCUACUGCCCUGACUGUCUGGCCAGUCCUCUUGGUACGAAAGUCACCAUGGUGGAAGAGGGCCAGACUGUCUACUUCUUUGUUGCUGCCACUGUCAAUGACAGUGUGACCCAACGUUAUGGUAGGAAGUCCAUAUCAGUUCGCCGCCCGAUGGCAACGGAGGACGGUUUCUACAGUGAUGUGCGAGGCCUGACGGUUCUCCCUGGAUUGCGGAGGACGUACAAUAUCGAGUAUGUCUAUAGCUUUUUCACCCAGGAGUUUGUCUACUUCCUCUCUGUCCAGAGAGAGAGCCCUGAUCAGGAAUCGUCUCCAUUUCAGACUCGUCUGGGCCGGCUUCCACGGAAUGAGUGGGAGAUGAAGAGGUACCGCGAGGUGACUCUGGAGUGUCGCUUUGAGCCAAAACGUCGGAGGAGGAACGUGGUCAGUGAACCCUAUAAGGAUGUAGUGUACAACGUGGUCCAGGCCGCCCACUUUGGCAAGGCAGGCAGGGAGUUGGCAGAGGAGUUGGGGGCGGAGGAGAGAGAUGACAUCCUUUACGGGGUUUUUGCAGUUACUGAUGAUAACGGGGUCACAGAGCACGACUCGGCCCUGUGUGCCUUCCCCAUGGACAACGUGAACAAAGCGAUUGUUGAUGGGGUGGACGACUGCUGCGAGUCUGGACCAGAGCAGCUCUCCAGAGGGCUCUGCCACUUCCAGCCUUGUGAGAACUGUCCCCAUGAGAGCAUGGAGAACAACGCCACCUGCAGGGACCAGCCCACCAUGGUGUCCAAGCCCUACUACAGAGUGGACCUGUUCAACAGGCAGAUGAGAGACGUGCUGCUCACCUCCCUGCUGGUCACCACCAUCGAAAACAAGACUGUGGCUCACAUCGGGACCUCCACUGGACGCCUGCUGCAACUUGUGUUGACAAGAUCCAGCCCUAUUAUCUUUGCCAAUUACUCAUUGGUAGAGAACCAGAGGGUUUCCUCCAUUGCUGCUGUGUACUCAUCAGAGUAUCUUCUCUUCGUGGUUGGAGACAAGAUGAUUCAGGUGCCCCAGAGAGGGCCAGGCUGUCAACACUUCCUGACCUGUGCCGUGUGUCUGACAGCCCCCAAGUUCAUGGGCUGCGGCUGGUGCUCUGGAGAAUGCACCUGGGAGAGCGAGUGUCACAGUGGCUGGAGGAAUGAGUCCUGCCCCCCUGGCAUCACCGGGUUCUUCCCACGGACGGCACCCACCGAUGGCCAAACAGAGCUAACCGUGUGCGGGUGGGAGUUCCAGUCCCCCUUAAGACCAGCUAUCACGUCCCGAACGCACCAGGUCCGACUGGGGAUGACAGCCUGUGCCGUGCUGCCGCUCAAGAGCAACAACACACACUUGGUGUGUAAGAUUCGCUCUGGGGCCGUUGAGCUGUCCAAGCCAGUCAACGUGACAGUGGAAGUGCAUGAGGGCAAGGUGGAGGGACGCUACUCUAUUGAUGGGAAGGCAGAGAUGCCGGGGUUCAUGUUUGUGAUUCCCAACAUCACAGAGAUCCAGCCCAACUACGGGCCUCGAGUCGGCGGUACGCUCAUCACUGUGACGGGGCCGCACUUGGAUGCUGGAAAGACCAGGAGGGUCACUCUCAAUGACCAGCCCUGUCCUAUAAAGAGAGUCACAGCCCCUAAAGGCAAUGUGUCCUCCAUCAUCUGUCUGUCCCAGCCCAUCUCAGAGGUGAGGGACGUCCCCCUCAGCGUCUUCAUCGACAAGUCCCCUGUCCUCACCACCAAGGUGUUUUACUACAAAGAAGACCCAGAGAUCACAGCAGUUCUGCCUGACUGCAGCUUCGACAGGGGCUCAAAGAUUGUGAUCGAAGGGAGGAACCUGGAUUCUGUUUAUCGGACCAUCAUCCGCUUUAAACCCAACGAGAGUCACCUGAAGCCUGUUACCAGGGAGUGCAAAGGCAAGUCUUUGCCCACGAGGAUGGAGUGUAUCACUCCCGUGUUUCCGAGAGAUGAGACUGAGGAGGGACAGCUCUCCUUUGACAUGGACGGAGCCGUCGGACUCUGGAACGGAGAGUUCUCCUACCAUCCUUACGGGGAGCCCAUACCUUUUGAAACAGAGGGCCACGUGCUAAAUUUGUACCCUGGGUUUGAUGAAGUGUCACUGCAUCAUCAGAAGCUGAACCUCGUCAGCUCCUGUAUGACCAUCAUCAUGACUGUAGCAGGCGUCGACUGCGAUGCCAAAGUCCUGGACAAUGAGAUUACCUGCAGGAUCCCCAAAAACAUGACCAUCCCAAGUGAGGGGCUGCCAGUGAAGAUCUCGAUUAAUGGGCAGGUCCACAAUGUCGGCACAGUGGUGAGGGUCAGCAGCCACUACAUGGUGGGAAUCGUCCUGGGCAUCCUGGCGGCGCUGGUGGCUGGGGCUGUGCUCGCCUUCGUCGUCAUGAAGCACUUGCGGAAACAGAAGAAAGCCUCCAUGGUAGAGGCCCGCUUGGCCCAUAGUGCUAACCGCUCUGCCACCAACAAUGUGGAGCUGUCGCCUGUUGGGGACUACAGGAGAGUAGUAUCCCUGAAUCCCCCCACCCCACUGGCCGGGCCGGUGGUGUUUCCCAGCAUGGCCUACGCUGCAGGCAGCAUGGAUCCCACCCUCACUCCCCUGAUGCCCCCAGAGAAGAUCUCCAUAUCCAGCUUCAGGCCAGAGCUGCUGGAGGAGGUAAAGGACGUUCUCAUUCCAGCUGAGAUGCUCGUGGUCCAGCACCACCGGAUCAUCGGGAAGGGUCAUUUUGGCACAGUCUAUCAUGGCUACUUCACCGACCACAACAACAGAGAGAUCCACUGUGCUGUCAAGUCAUUAAACAGGAUAACAGAUGUCGAGGAGGUGGAGCAGUUUCUGAAGGAAGGUAUCAUAAUGAAAGGUUUCCAUCACAGCAAUGUGCUCUCCCUGCUGGGCAUCCUCCUGCCUCAGGAAGGGCUCCCCCUUGUGGUUCUUCCGUACAUGAAGCAUGGCGACCUGCGGCACUUCAUACGCUGUGAGAAGAGGAACCCCACUGUGAAGGAUCUGAUUGGCUUUGGGCUACAGGUUGCCAAGGGGAUGGAGUAUUUGGCUCAGAAGAAGUUUGUGCACAGAGACCUUGCAGCACGCAACUGCAUGCUGGAUGAGUCGUAUACAGUCAAGGUGGCAGACUUUGGCAUGGCCAGAGAUGUUUUCGAUAAGGAGUACUACAGUGUUCAGGACCACAGGAAGGCGAAGCUGCCUGUCAAGUGGAUGGCCAUUGAGAGUCUGCAGACACAGAAAUUCACAUCCAAGUCAGAUGUGUGGUCCUUUGGUGUGCUGAUGUGGGAGAUGCUGACCAGAGGAGCCAGCCCUUACCCAGAGGUGGACCCUUACGACAUAACACAUUACCUGCUGAAGGGCAGGAGGCUUCCCCAGCCACAGUACUGCCCCGACCCGUUGUAUACCAUCAUGCUCCAGUGCUGGGACCCUGACCCCGAGCUGAGGCCCAGCUUCGCUACACUCGUGUCGGCUGUCCUCACCAUCCUGUCGGGCCUGGAGGGAGAGCACUAUAUCAGUCUGAAGGUCACCUAUGUCAACCUGGACCAGCCGCGGCCCUACCCGGCCCUCACCGAGUCUGCAGACGAAUACGACUCCACAGACGCUGAAGACUCUGGCUCCGUCUCGUCCUGA